Messenger RNA from Gryllus bimaculatus (two-spotted cricket), 4097 nucleotides. Lineage: Eukaryota; Metazoa; Arthropoda; Insecta; Orthoptera; Gryllidae. The record is from the annotation of a GenBank genome assembly.
AUGUCACUGCAGGGUUCGAGUCUCGACGCAUCCUUGUCCCGUUUGUCGGUCGUCGGAGGAGUUCUUAAAGAACGGCCUAAUUUCCUCCAGGUCGGGCGGGCGCGCCAUGGCGGCGCCGGGCGAGCAGCUGGACGCGUCCCUGGGCGACGCCAGCACCAGGAGCGCAUGCAGGAGGCCCUGCAGGAGCGCGAGGGGCGCAUGCACGAGGCGCUGCGCCAGCACGAGCAGCGCAUGCAGAGCUUCUCCUGGCUGGGGCGGUACCCCGCGGGUGGGAGAUACCUGCCUACGGUAGCGGGGGAGAGACCACAGCCACCUCCCGAGCAAAAUAAGCAUCUAAACGACGCCCUGCGCCAGCACGAGCGGCGCCUGCAGGAGCGCAUGCAGGCCGUCGUGGACCAGAUGGAGCUGAACAACGCGGCGGUGCGCGCCCUGGAGGAGCGCAUGCGCCGCGUGGAGGAGAACAUGGAGCUGCUGGAGGGCCACCUGCCGCUCUUCGAGGAGCUCGACCCCCGGCAGCAGCAGCAGCAGCCGCCCCCGCCUCCGCCGCUGGAAGACCCGGAGCGCCAGGGAGCUUAGGCGACGUUUCCGAGCUGGGAAAUCCGUUAGUUCCUCAACCGACCUAUAGCGUUUUUUUUUUUUUUAAUUUUCAACUCGCUCGUGUUCUUGUGUUUUGUGGAAACCGUCGAGGAAAAAAUGCCUUGAAAGUCGGGGGGCUUAAGCAAACAAAUAUUCCCUUCACUUCGCUUGGAUCUCUGACUGGCAAAAUCCGUUAGUUCCUCAAUUUACCUCCUAUUUUCCACUGCAGUCCACUCUGUUUUUUUUUUUUCUUUUAACUUUUUUUAUCAAUACCCCUUGUUCCUCUAAAUUGUUAAGAUCCACACCUUAGUGUUGAAUCCAAACAUUGUACUUGGCAAAGGACCUAUUGGAAAUAUUGAAGGAAUGGGGGAAUUAUUGAGAGAGCUGAUAUGAGAAAUCUUUUAGUUCCUGAAACAACCUACACUGCCUUUUUUGUUAUUUUCAAUUCACCGAAGUUCUUGUGCAUUGUGGAGAAAGUUGCACUGAAAGUCUGAAGGCUUAAGCAAACCUUUAUUCCCUUUCUGGCUCCUGGAGAUCUGAGCUGAGAAAUUCAUUAGUUCAACAAGACUAGACCUGCUGUGAUUUUAAUUUUCACCUCUCGUGUCUGUGUGUUAACGGAGAUUUUUUGAAGAAGUUGCUCUGGCACGCAGGGGCUUAAAGUACAUGGAUUUAUCUCACCUAGAGAUCCUAGGUGAAAAUUCCAUUGGUUCCUCAGCUGAUCUUCUUUGAUGCUUCGUAAGCUGAUCCUUCUUGAGUGUGUUUUUUUUUUUUUUUUUAUGUUUUCAACUCGCUUCUGUUUGUCUGUUUUGUUGAUCUGCCUCCACCAUUACCUUCCUAUUAAAUCCAAGUAAUUACUUGAAGAACAGCGGAGAAUAUGGAGUUGCUCAGAGGCAACUUACUGUAGUUUUAGGAGCACAACCAAUGGCUGAAAGAUCCAGAGACUCAGGGGACUUAAGCAAACAAUGGUUCCCUUUGUUUCACCUAGAGAUCUGAACUUGGGAAUUCAUUACUUCGACUGACCUACAUUUUCUUUAUUUUCAACUCCCUCUUGUUACUCAGUUUUGUCAAGUUCCUUCACUCCAACUUCUAGUUUACUUCGCAAAGGAAUUGCUAGAAAUAUUGAAAUUAGGAAGGAGGAAAUUCAACCUGCAAUCCCAACUGAGAUAUUCAUUAAGUCCUCAUCUGACGCAACUUAUAGUUGUUUUUUUUAAAAUUUUCUUUCCCCAAUUUUUUCUUCAUUUUUUGUCUCCAAUUCCUUUUUUUUUUUUUUCUUUUUUUUUUUUUUUUUUUUCUUUCUAACUUUUUUUCCUCUUCCCUUUUCCUGUUUUGUUGAUUGGGCUGCCAUCAUCUAGUUACUACCUGUUGUAUUCAAGCAUUUACUCAAACAAUGGAAGUGCUAUAGGAGUUGGUCAAAGGCUUGUUGCCAUUGAGAAACACGAGCAGCCAAUGAAAGACUGACGUGUGUCUUAAGCAAAUUAUGAUUCUAUUCCUCUGCUUUGAGAUCUGAGCUGAGAAAUCUGCUAGUUCCUUAAUCGACUGUACAUACUUUUUUUAUUAUUAUUAUUAUUAUUAUUAUUAUUAUUAUUAUUAUUAUUAUUAUUAUUUUAACUCUUUAACAUGUUCCUGUUUUGUUGAGCCAUCACUGCCAGCACCCAGUUACUUUCUGGUGUAUCAAAGCAUUUCAUUUGCAGAGGAAUUGUUGGAGAAAUUGAAAUCCUGUCUGCGAUCUGAACUGAGAAAUCAAUUAGUUUCUCAGCUGAUCCAAACCAAGGCUUUUAAUUUCAAAACUCUGCGUUCCCGUAUUUUGUUGAGAUCCAGUAAUUAUGCUCUCUUCUAUCCAAGCAUUGUACCUUGCAAAGGACUUUUUGGAAAUAUUGAAAUAAUGAAGAGUGAUAUUGUGUGUGAUAAAGAGGCAACAGUAUUAACAAACAUGUUUUUUGCUUGGUUCUUUAGAGGACCACAUGUGUUAUCAGAACAAGAAGAAAAUGACUUUCUUUGUGUGUAUAUUCUAGUUUAUUAUGCCAUGGCAGUGAAAGAAGUUCAGUUGUAGUACUUCAAGAAUAAAAUGAAGUCAUGAAAUAGACAUACUUAAAAGUAAAAAGUUCCCGAGUUUGUUCUAAUAAUCACAUAAGUAAGUUUUGGAAAAUAUGUAUUCCUUUCAGAAAAAUUAUUAUAAUGGCUCAAAAUUCAUUUACACUGAACUUCUUGUUUUGUGCAAUAGAGUACCCUCACAUUUAAAUUGUCCAAUGAUAGGUGGACCAUAAUGGGUUGUUUCCUAAAUGUAUGUUAGUUGAUUAUAACGUGUACUACCUACUUUAUGUACGCACCCUUGCAGAAAUAGUGCAAAUGUUUUCUGAUUGUAUAUCUAUAUAAAUAUCUAUUUUUUUACUUGUGAUUACAAGGUUGCACAAGUUUAUUAAUCUUAUUUUAAAUUGAAAGUAUGUUGUCACUUAAUAAGGUUGUGAAGAUGCACCAGGUAUAAAUAAAAGUUAAUAACGAAAUGUAUCAUUAUUUAUAAACUGCAUGGUGAAUAAAAUAUUUAGAUGCAAUGUAACCCUAGAUUCUCUCAUAAUUUUCCUCUCAUAUAUGUUGAGAGAUACCUUAGUUAAGUAAUUCUUUUUAUUUUCUCUUCUUUAUUCUCUGGACAGUUUUUCCCCAUUUGAAUCCCAAUAUUCAAAAAACAAUAAUUCACUUCAUCCACAAAGUGUUCUUUAGAUAUCAUUUGACAAUGACCAGACACAAUAUUUUUGGAAGGUGAAAUGGUAAUGGACUGUUUGAAUGUGAUCCAUGUUUUCUUAUUAACCAACUCCUUCAACUUUUUAGUGCAGGACUACUUACAAUUGUUUUUGUAGGAAUAUCAAUUAUUUGUUCCUUUGAAAAACGGAAAGAUGGGGAACUUGAUGAUGGUGACUGUACUUUAAAUGCACUUAAAGGUACAUGCUGGCUCUUUUAUUCUCUGGGCUUGAAUUUGUAAGUCUUCUGGCGAUUCACUUCAAUUUUUGCUUCCAAUGCUCCACCUUCUAAUGCCUUCUUUCGAUUUUCUCCUGUUCUAGUGAACGUUUCACCCAUCAGAGAUGGCAUGAAACAACAGCAAACAAUGUUACUGUAAAUUCGGUCAUAUGUUAAAUAGAAUUAGCGUUUCGUCAUUGCCACUGAUAUUUCCACAAGAUUCCAGUAACAUUGUUCAAUAUUACAGUUUACCUUUCAUGCUCUUAUGUAGCAUAUGAGAUCAUGUUAAACAAUUUAGGAACCGACACAAGCACUAUAUCACUAAAAACUCAUGUCUUGUUACAUAACAUCACUCUGGAUUGAGUUGAGAAUAGGUUGCCUCCCUGCACCAGUACUUAUGUCAAUCAAUGAGCUAGAAUAUACUAGAGUACACUGCAGGUUGUAGGUGGUGUUGGCUCAAAGGAAUUCGGCCUAGCCACGUAGUAUAAAGUUAUUUAAUUUCGAUGUCUAAUAACCUGUUAAAUAAAUAAAUAUAUUAAAAAAUAAUCAAUCUUUUCCUUCUUUAUAAGAUA